Cladophialophora immunda is the source of this 2236-nucleotide messenger RNA. RefSeq names its product diphthamide biosynthesis protein 2. Gene Ontology annotation, molecular function: 2-(3-amino-3-carboxypropyl)histidine synthase activity. The transcript has a single exon. Lineage: Eukaryota; Fungi; Ascomycota; Eurotiomycetes; Chaetothyriales; Herpotrichiellaceae. Gene Ontology annotation, biological process: protein histidyl modification to diphthamide. Bases 309 to 2045 code for a protein of 578 amino acids. The record is from RefSeq and is a predicted model, not a curated record.
GUUCAAUGUAAUCUUUGGCUCUGCCCUAGCAUCAGUCGACAAUAACCCACUAGAGACCGUGCAGCCCGUUCUCAAAGACAUGGCAUCGACGAGGCUGUCCGCCCUGGCCUUUGACCCAUGACACUUGGUAAAAGCGGCACCAUCGCCACACCUGACAGAAACUUAGCCUCGUUUCCGGUCGAGGUUUUCUCUUGCGCCUUUCUUCCUGGUGAUUAUCCUCUGCAUCGCUCUUACUACUACUCUCGACGCUCCUAAGGGCAGAGUUGUGGGAAGCCGCAGUAAGAAAGCCAGGCUGCCGACCCUGCGGGAUGGCGGAAGAACUCUCGGCGGCGCCUGUACUCUCCACGCCCGAUACACAUAUCUUGGAAGAGACUCUUCCAGAGGCUGCACAGCGUCCGCCAGAAGCCUUGUCCGACGAACAAAUCAAGACAAGGUAUGAGAUCAAUAGAACAGUCAACGAAAUCAAGCAGCGACGAUGGAAGCGAGUGGCACUGCAGUUCCCUGACCAGAUGCUAGCCCACUCAGCAAGAGUCUACCAGCUUUUGGCCAGGGGAUUGCAAGAACAAGCAAAGACGCCGGCUGGAACGGACACGAAUGGCACAGGCGGUGGAAGUCCAAAUUCGGGUGAUCCUGAUUUGUCUGGGCUUUCCAUCGAGGACACGAAGCCAGUCAUGCUCACCAUACUGGGCGACACUUCCUAUGGCUCCUGUUGCGUGGACGAGAUUGCUGCAGAGCAUGUCAAUGCAGAUGCUGUCGUCCACUAUGGCAGGGCUUGCCUAUCGCCAACUUCGAGAUUACCCGUAUUGCACAUCUACACUACGUUGGGCUUGGAAACAACCCAUGUGGUCAAGUCAUUUCAAACGGCAUUUCCAGAUCUCGGUGGAAAGGUGGUGCUAACUGCUGACGUCCCUUACGCUGCGCAUGUCCUGCCACUCGUCGAGAUGCUGCAAAACGUGGGUUACUCGAAUUUGUUUGCUGCUUCGAUUGUCCACGAUCCGUCUUCAUCAAUUCCGAAUCGGACAGUGCCACCCUCGGUCACGGAAGACCCCUCAUCCCUGUCAGAAUGGCAUCUUUUUCAUAUCUCCGAUCCACCUACGUCCCUACUGUUGACACUUCAAUCACGCAUGGCCAGCUUAAGAGUCUAUUCCACCGAUGCCGCGCACCACCCAUCGAGCUCUGCGGUCAGCUCGUCCUCUUUGGAGACUUCUACGGCUCAGCUCCUCCGCCGACGUUACGCCCUUGUAACCUCUCUCACCACCGUCCCAGUUUGGGGGAUCCUCAUCAACACGCUGUCCGUCAAGAACUACCUGUCGAUCCUAGUCCACAUUCAAUCGCUAAUCUCUAACGCGGGGAAAAAGUCGUAUCUCUUUGUUGUCGGGAAACUCAAUCCCGCAAAACUGGCAAAUUUCUCAGAAAUAGGGGGCUGGGUGGUGAUUGGAUGCUGGGAGAGUUCUUUAGUCGACAGCAAGGAGUUUUACAGACCGAUAAUUACUCCUUUCGAGUUGGAGAUGGUUUUAAAAGGAGAUGAUCAGAGAGUGUGGACGGGGCAAUGGAGGGGCGAUUUCCAUGGGGUCUUAGAGGAGGCAUCGAGGCGCAAGGAGAAUGGAGAGGGACAGACCGGGAUGUCAAAUGGAUUUGGUGAUAUGAACGGGAACCCCGAAGGCGAGGUUGACACGGAUUCAGAUUCAGAAUCUGAGCCGCCUGAGUUUGAUCUCCGGACGGGCAGAUACGUCUCCCGUACACGGCCGAUGCAGAGAUCUCGACAGCCAAUUGCGUCCAUGUCCAUCCCGAACCCCAACGCCCACGAUGUUUCGAGACUCUCAACUGCACUGACCAAACGAUCCGGCGGCACCAUGAUUACGGUGGGCGGUGUCGCCUCCCCUGCUGCCGAAUACCUUGCACAAAACCGCUCUUGGCGCGGUUUGGGUAGCGAUUUCGAGGUCAAAUACGAGGAAGAUGAAGCAGAGCUAGGUGAUGUCAUCGAGGAAGGAAGGACGGGUGUUGCAAGAGGGUACACAGUUGGAGAAGAGUUUGAGAGAACUUGAAGCGUAUCAGCGAGUGGUGUCUUUGUGACCGAGAUCUAAGGGAUGAAAACUUGUACAAUUCAUGCUCCGACUGCGCAAGGCUGGGCUCCCUUUGAUCCGACCGUUCCAAUGCCACGGCUCAACCCCUCUUCUGGUCCGUGGACCAGUGUAGACUUAUCUUUUCCAAGGUAUCCCUGAUAUUCUGUGGCGCA